AUGGAAGACCCAGGCUUGCGAACUUGUAUUUUCUUGAAAUUUGGAGAGUUCAAGAAAUAUUGCGGGAAAAGGUUGAAAAUGAAGGUCACCAAAUCUGAGAUAGACACAUAUUUGAAGGACAUAUUGAUUAAGCAUGAUGAUAAUGGUGAUGAAGAUUCUUUCAGUAUUUUGCAAUGGUGGAAGGAUAAGGAAUCUAAGUAUCAAAUUCUUUCACAAAUAGCACGUGAUCUGUUGUCAAUUCCAAUAACUUCUGUUGCUUCAGAAAAAGCAUUUAGUGCAGGAGGUCGAAUUGUUAAUGAUAGUCAUAGUUCAUUGAUGCCAAAAACAGUUGAAGCUUUGUUUUCUGUUUUGAUGUCAAGUGUUCAUGACUCAUGCUUGUGUGAAGAGCUUCUAUAUGAAGAGGUGGCUGUUAUUGUGGCUAGAGGAAGGGAUGAUUCAUUUUCAAGUUUUGGUUUCUUGAGAUUCAGAAGUCCAUCAGGGAUCUACUGUUCUUGGAAUCGCUAUGGUUGUGAACUUGCGGUGGCUGAGGAAUUGGGACUUGAGAUGGCAAUUCGCUCAUAUGUGAAAGUUCCCCUUAUUGCAGCUCGUUGCAAUGACAGCAACCAUGCUACAGCUGUUGACCAUGCCAGCUAUUCUGCUAAUGCAUUUGCUCGUCUAAGUGCUGCGUAUGGGGGAACCUACAUGCUGAACAAGCCUGAGUGCAAGGUGGAAUUUGAUGAAAGUGGAAAUGCUUUUGGCGUGACAUCUGAAGGUGAAACUGCUAAGUGCAAGAAAGUUGUAUGCGAUCCAUCUUAUUUACCAAACAAGGUUAAAAGGGUUGGGAAGGUUGCCCGGGCUAUUUGUAUAAUGAAUCAUCUCAUUCCAAAUACAAAUGAUUCACACUCAGUACAAGUUAUUCUGCCUCAGAAACAACUUGAACGCAAAUCAGACAUGUAG
This is a messenger RNA of Nymphaea colorata (pocket water lily), 936 nucleotides long. RefSeq names its product probable secretory pathway GDP dissociation inhibitor 1. Gene Ontology annotation, molecular function: protein dimerization activity; Rab GDP-dissociation inhibitor activity. The transcript has 10 exons. The coding region runs from base 1 to 936 and encodes 311 amino acids. Lineage: Eukaryota; Viridiplantae; Streptophyta; Magnoliopsida; Nymphaeales; Nymphaeaceae. Gene Ontology annotation, biological process: small GTPase-mediated signal transduction; protein transport; vesicle-mediated transport. The record is from RefSeq and is a predicted model, not a curated record. Gene Ontology annotation, cellular component: cytoplasm.